Molecule: messenger RNA, 1638 nt
Organism: Pipistrellus nathusii (Nathusius's pipistrelle)
Lineage: Eukaryota; Metazoa; Chordata; Mammalia; Chiroptera; Vespertilionidae
Source: the annotation of a GenBank genome assembly
AUGGCCUUCAGCGACCUGCUGGACGCCCUGGGCGGCGUGGGCCGCUUCCAGCUGGCCUACACGGGGCUGCUGCUGCUGCCCUGCAGCCUGCUGGCCUGCCACAACUUCCUGCAGAACUUCACGGCUGCCGUGCCCCCCCACCACUGCCGCGGCCCCGCCGGCGCCCCCGCCAACGGCUCCGAGGCCCCCCGGGGCCCGCCGGGCGCCCCCGAGCCCUGCCGGCGCCUCUCGGAGCCCCCGCGGGCCCCCCUGAGCCCCAACGCCUCGGCGCCCGGGGCGGCCACGGAGGGCUGCCUGGACGGCUGGGUGUACGACCGCAGCGUCUUCCCGGCCACCAUCGUGACGGAGUGGGACCUGGUGUGUGAGGCCCGCAGCCUCCGGGACCUGGCCCAGUCCGUCUACAUGGCCGGGGUGCUGGUGGGCGCCGUCGUGUUCGGCAGCCUCGCGGACAGGCUGGGCCGCAAGGGCCCCCUGGUCUGGUCGUACCUGCAGCUGGCGGUGUCGGGGGCCGCGGCGGCCUACUUCAGCUCCUUCAGCGCCUACUGCGUCUUCCGCUUCCUGAUGGGCAUGACCUUCUCCGGCAUCAUCCUCAACUCCCUCUCCCUGGUGGUGGAGUGGAUGCCCACUCGGGGCCGCACCGUGGCGGGCGUGCUGCUGGGCUUCUCCUUCACGCUGGGGCAGCUCAUCCUGGCCGGCGUGGCGUACCUGGUCCGGCCCUGGCGCUGGCUGCAGUUCGCCGUCUCGGUGCCUUUCCUCAUCUUCUCCCUCUACUCCUGGUGGCUGCCAGAGUCCUCCCGGUGGCUCCUUCUCCACGGCAAGUCCCAGCGGGCUGUGCAGAACCUGCGGAAGGUGGCCGCCAUGAACGGGAGGAAGGAGGAAGGGGAGAGGCUGACCCAGGAGGUGGUGAGCUCCUACAUCCAGAGUGAGUUUACAAGCGUCCGCACUUCCACCUCCGUCUUGGACCUCUUCCGAACCCCGGCCAUCCGCAAGGUCACGUGCUGUCUCAUGGUGGUCUGGUUCUCCAACUCCAUGGCUUACUACGGGCUGGCCAUGGACCUGCAGAAGUUCGGUCUCAGCGUCUACCUGGUGCAGGUCCUGUUCGGGGUCAUCGACAUCCCGGCCAUGCUGGUGGCCACCACCACCAUGAUCUACGUGGGCCGCCGCGCCACCGUGGCCUCCUUCCUCGUCCUGGCGGGGCUCAUGGUCAUCGCCAACAUGUUUGUGCCCGAAGGUAUGCAGACGCUGCGCACGGCCCAGGCGGCGCUGGGCAAAGGCUGCCUGGCCAGCUCCUUCAUCUGCGUGUACCUGUUCACGGGCGAGCUGUACCCCACGGAGAUCAGGCAGAUGGGGAUGGGCUUCGUCUCCGUCAACGCCCGCCUCGGGGGCCUGGCUGCGCCCCUGGUCACCGCGGCCGGGGAGUUCAGUGCCAUCCUGCCGCCUGUGGCCUUCGGGGCCACCUCGAUCCUGGCCGGGCUGGCCGUCUGCUUCCUGGCUGAGACCCGAAACACACCGCUGGUGGAGACCAUCGAGGUGAUGGAGAGGAGAGCCCAAGGCCUUUCCCAGAAGGACGCGGAGGCGAAGAGUGAAGACAUUGCCCUUCAGCAGCCGGGAGCUUCUCCCCUCCUGGAAACCAUCUGA